AUGUCAAAUAUGCCUCUAACUAUCCCAGGUUUUCCGCACCCUAAUAUUAAUAACGAGCGCGAGGUCGAGGUCCUGCAGUUUGUUGAGGUUCCCGAGAGAAGUUGGAAUGACGCCAACGAGGUUGCAUUGGGUAAGCCAGAGAACCUCGAGGUUGGUAAGGUUCCCAAGCUCUGGAGGGAUCUGACCCGGGAAGAAGGGGUUGUAAGAGAGGUUGAGCAUUUUCAAAGACGAUACAUUGCCCAAGGAGGGGGGGAUGGUGCCUUCUUGAAGAUUGGAGACGAGGGAGAGGACUUGGAGGUUCUGGAAGGUUCCGAAGGAGUCCGGGAUGGGGCCGGAGGAGUUGUUGCCGGUGAGGUCGAGGUAGCGGAGGUUGGGGAGGAGCGGGAGCGUGGCAGGAGGGAGACUAGUGAGGAGGUUCUGGGAGAGGUCGAGGUGGUGGAGAUUGCGGCAGAGGGAGAUGUCGAGAGGGAGCUUUUGGUUGAUGGAGUUGUAUAA
Messenger RNA from Sphenostylis stenocarpa, 495 nucleotides. The record is from the annotation of a GenBank genome assembly. Lineage: Eukaryota; Viridiplantae; Streptophyta; Magnoliopsida; Fabales; Fabaceae.